AUGAUCCUCUCUGAACUGAUAAUGGUGUCUGGGCAGUGGCUGCAGCAUCGGCAGGGGCCCCGUCUGGCUGUCGGGGCCCAUUUUGAGCGAGUCCGGAUCCCUCAUCCUUUGGCUGAGGCCAGGGGGGUGGGGGGGGGGGGGGGGGUGGGGUUGGGUGGUUAUGGAGUUGGUGGUGUUAAAGUUGGGUUUGGUGUUUUGGGGGGAUGGUGGGUGUGUAGUGUGUGGUUAGGAGGGGUUGUUGUUGGUGUUGUAGGUUGUUGUAGUUUUUUUGAUGAUGGGGUUGGGCAGUGCGUCUCGGCCGGCCUCGUGCCUCCUGAGCUCCAAGGCCUCGCUAGGCUUCAAAGCCGCGGUGUGAGGGGCUUCUCCGCCGGACUGACACCCAUCCGCCACCCGCAGCAGCAUCAGCACAGACUGGGUGUUGAAUCUGGGACUACCGCCUUUAACCACACCGCUCACGCAGGGCAAAACAGAGCCAGGGAGGGCGUCUGGCACCGGUCAGCGCCGAACAGCGAGCAGCCCCCUCCGGAGAAAUGGCACACCUACAGAGCCUCCAGAAACCAGAACUCGCGUCUGGACCCGGAGGAGAACUGUCACCAAACAGGAGCGCAUCGGCAAAGGCUCGUUCGGAGAGGUCUACAAAGGCAUCAACAACCGCACCAAGGAAGAGGUGGCCCCCCACAAGAUAUCGACCUGGAGGAGGCGGAGGACGCAUCGAAGACAUCCAGCAGGAGAUCACGUGUGCUGCAGCCAGUGCGACAGCCCGUUCGUCACCAAAUACUCGGAUCCUAUCUAAAGGUGUCAGACUGUGUUGAAGGUGUUCAAAGAUUGUUCAGCAACUCACUCAAGAUGAGGGAAAAGAGCAACAAGGGGAAAAUGCCCCCUCGGAAAUGCAACAUGUGUAGAGUAAUACAGGUUUCUCAGACGGAGUGUCUUCCAGUGUCUCGAGCGAGUGCAGUGCCAAGGUGCUGUGCUUGGACCUUGUGA
Knipowitschia caucasica is the source of this 984-nucleotide messenger RNA. The record is from the annotation of a GenBank genome assembly. Lineage: Eukaryota; Metazoa; Chordata; Actinopteri; Gobiiformes; Gobiidae.